Messenger RNA from Nelumbo nucifera (sacred lotus), 1569 nucleotides. Its product is annotated as pto-interacting protein 1. The record is from RefSeq and is a predicted model, not a curated record. Lineage: Eukaryota; Viridiplantae; Streptophyta; Magnoliopsida; Proteales; Nelumbonaceae. Gene Ontology annotation, molecular function: protein kinase activity; ATP binding. Gene Ontology annotation, biological process: protein phosphorylation.
UGGCAUAAAUCAAGGAAUCUCGGACACACCACCGCUUCUGUAGCAUGCGCUAUCCUGCGCGCCCUUCCCUUCGCCUGUUCGCCUCUCUUGUGCAGUUGUGCAGUUGCUGGCCGGCUCCGGAUCCUCAGAGCUCAGACUGAACUGCUCCCAGAACACGAAAGUUAUAGCUCUAUCACUCUCUCUGUGGGAAUUGGAAAGUGGUUUUGAAACGCUGAAAUCUAGAGCGUAAAAGAUAAAAAUUGUCGAGAAAAGCUUAGAAAGGGCGUCUGACUAAAGAGAAAGAACCAUGAGCUGCUUCUUCUGUUGUGAAGAUGAUGAUGUUCGCAAAACUGCAGAUAGUGGAGCCCCAUUUGUGGCAAACAAUUCAGCAGGCAAUGGUGGAGGUUAUCCUGCCACUGAAGUAGCACCCAAAGGUACUCAGCCUGUAAAAGUCCAGCCUAUUGAAGUUCCUGCCAUUUCAGUGGAUGAACUGAAGGAAGUGACCGACAACUUUGGGACAAAAUCUUUAAUAGGAGAGGGCUCAUAUGGAAGAGUAUAUUAUGGCCUUUUGAAAGAUGGAAGGGCUGCUGCCAUCAAAAAGUUAGAUGCUAGUAAGCAGCCAGAUCAAGAAUUUUUAGCGCAGGUUUCCAUGGUAUCAAGGUUGAAGCAUGAGAAUGUUGUUGAGCUGCUUGGUUAUUGUGUUGAUGGAAGUCUCCGUGUCCUUUCAUAUGAAUUUGCUACCAUGGGAUCUCUUCAUGAUAUUCUUCAUGGGCGAAAAGGUGUAAAGGGAGCACAACCAGGACCAGUUCUAUCAUGGGCACAGCGAGUAAAAAUUGCUGUAGGGGCUGCAAAAGGACUUGAGUACUUGCAUGAAAAAGCCCAGCCUCAUAUAAUCCAUCGUGAUAUUAAGUCCAGCAAUGUUUUACUUUUUGAUGACGAUGUUGCUAAGAUCGCCGACUUUGAUUUAUCAAACCAAGCCCCUGACAUGGCAGCACGUCUUCAUUCCACACGUGUUCUUGGAACUUUUGGUUAUCAUGCUCCAGAAUAUGCAAUGACUGGACAGCUCAGUUCAAAGAGUGAUGUUUACAGCUUUGGUGUCGUUCUGCUGGAGCUCUUGACUGGGCGUAAGCCUGUUGAUCAUACAUUGCCACGAGGACAACAGAGUCUUGUGACAUGGGCCACACCAAGACUUAGUGAAGAUAAGGUGAAACAAUGCGUUGAUGCAAGGCUAGGAGGAGACUACCCUCCCAAGGCUGUUGCUAAGAUGGCCGCUGUAGCAGCCUUAUGCGUGCAAUAUGAAGCUGAUUUUAGACCCAACAUGAGCAUAGUGGUCAAAGCGCUCCAGCCUCUGUUAAAUGCUCGUUCUGGACCACCCGGUGAAAGCCCAAAUUUGUGAAUUCUCAAUCUCUUUCAUUCAUUGUUUUUGUAACUGCGUGGUUGUAGAUUUUACCAAUAUUCCAUACACUGUAAUUAUUUAAACGAUAAAUGAUAAAAAGGCUUGUUGGGUUUGAAAUUUACAUGGCAUGUGGGAUCUGUUCGUAGAUCCUUUAAUGGAAAUGGCAACUUAAGUAGUGACAAAAUUUGGUGCAA